Puccinia triticina is the source of this 525-nucleotide messenger RNA. RefSeq lists its product as uncharacterized. The transcript has a single exon. The coding region runs from base 1 to 525 and encodes 174 amino acids. The record is from RefSeq and is a predicted model, not a curated record. NCBI's taxonomy places the organism in Eukaryota, Fungi, Basidiomycota, Pucciniomycetes, Pucciniales, Pucciniaceae.
AUGCCAAUCACCCGAAUGCCUGUCCGUGGGGGAAACCAUACCCAGGCUCUCCGUCAACAGAUUUACUCUGACAGAAACGCAGCCACCUUGGCGCGGCUACAGCGACAACAGCAGUUGGAUCACCAGCGUGAACAAGCAGCUCAGCCGCCCUCCAUCAGAAACCUCUUGGAUCAAACAAACCCAGCCUUUGAUUAUCCGAUUGAUGCGCAGCAGGAAUCAAACAAUUCAAAUCAAGCUGAAGACGAAUCCAAUUGGGGUACUUUUGGUGAAAAUGAAAAUGAACCUGACAAAAUUGAUUUGGUGAUUUCUUCUUACAAAGAAAAAUACCGGCAAGAAGCACGCGAAUAUAACUGGGCAGUACUACUUCGUCAGCUCCAAAGCAAGUAUAUGAAGCUGAAGGUUACAACAAAGAACUGGGCCGGCCCCAACUCUUACGAUAAUUUUGCUAUCUGCUCUCCCAGCUGCUCUAAACGGUAUAAUCGACCAGUUGAUCUGGUGGACAUACGAGGUAAGAAAUUUGGUUGA